Molecule: messenger RNA, 624 nt
Organism: Entamoeba invadens IP1
Lineage: Eukaryota; Evosea; Mastigamoebida; Endamoebidae
Exons: 1
Coding region: 1-624 (207 amino acids)
Source: RefSeq, a predicted model, not a curated record
AUGUCAACAAUGAAAUUGUAUUUAGGAAGAAAAAUACUACGAAUUUGUCCACUUAAGCUUAAUUACGAUAUUGGCUGCAUUUUAGAACAGAAAGAUAUGGGCAUAUUCAGUUCAUACAGAAAUGCACUGCAUUGUCCAAUUUUAAAUGAAAAUACAACUAUUUAUAUAGAAACAAAUGAAGUGAUUCUAAACAUUGGAUUUAAUGGUACUUUCAAUCAAAAUGUUAAAACACUUAAAUUCAAAAAGAUCAAUGAAUAUAAUACAAAUUUUAAAGAUUCAAACACUGCAAAUGUCAUUUAUAUUUCAAAUGAAUCAAUUAAUAACAAUAACAUAUCAGUCUCCAACAAAAAUAUUAAACUUCUUGUUGGGGAAGAAUAUGGGUUUAAAAAUACUAAUAACAUUACAACGCAAAUGAAUGAUGUUGUGUUUAAUGAUAAGCAAAACUGCACUGCUUUGUAUAUUGACAAAACAGAUAUAUCAUGCAAAUACUAUAAAAAUUCGUAUUUACUUGAUAAUCAAUGCAAAAAUUAUGAUAAUAAUUGCGGAUUAUCAACAACACAAACAAAUGUCACAACAAAGGUUUGUGAAUCGUGUCCUGAUUCGUAUCAUUUUUACAAAAACUAG